GACUCGACUCACUGACGAAACUAAUACCUUCGUGUGACAAGCGACAUACACCUCAAAAUCACCAACCACCAGUAUCGGCACGUCAUUAUUAUAAGGACAACUUCUUCAACGGAGUCCACGCUUAAUUUUCUGCACAUUUCAUCGCAAAAAGUUUGGCAGAAUUAAUUCACAUCCGGGCACAGUUUCCGCUAAGAUGUUACUAUUAAGUGCCACGGUGCGCUAAUUAAUCACAGUCAAUUAUCAGGAUUGAUCGUCACCAUGUCGAACAAGCUCGUCAUUGGCGUCCUCUUCAUGACGUUUGGCCUCAUAAGUGUGUCCGAGGGUGCGAUUGCGUCCAUGGGGGAGCCGGAUUGGAGCAUCGCGAAGGCGGAAGUUGUCCAAGAACUGUACUCGUACGAACCACACCUUCCGAGGAGCCUGUUUCCCUCACUUUUUCGACCGCCCCCACUUCCUGCCGCGUCCCAACAACGCGUCCAAAUCGUCCCGACCCCCACACCGCCAAAGUAUGCAAAGUUCUCCAUCCAGGAUAAGAAGGAUCAGCCACCCCAAGGUCAACAAGGUCAGCCAGGUCAAGUCAAAUAUCUUCCACAGAAUGGCAGGAAUCAAAAUGAUAAUAAACCACCACCACUUAUCGGGUCUGGGUAUGGACCACCACCAGUUCUCGGCCCAGUGUAUGAAAAACACCCCACAACGCCGCCACCCCCACCACAAAGUCCGCCUCCUCCACCACAAUCUCCACCACCACACAUAAUCACGGAACAGCAGCCCAUCUACUCUCCACCCCAAAACUCUGGGGGUUACCCUGACGCCACGGCCGUCGACCGUCAAACCAUUGUCUGGCCAGACACGAUGGAGCAAAGUUUACAAAUGUCCGGAGAGGAGACGGCGCUUCGCUUCGUCGUCCACAAGGCUGGCGACGAGGGCGAAAUCCGCAAAGCGCUCGUUGACGAUGGAAACGAUCGUGGUCAGGACGUCAAGUUCAUUGAAGGGCCGACCCUGCGUAUCCAACGCCAUCAAAAAGUCUACCUCCCACCGAAAAAGAAAACCGUGGUGUACAUUCUACUCAAGGAGCCACAAAUCUUGACCGAUGUCGAGGUGGUUGGUCAAACUGAAGAGCCGGUACCCGAAGUAUUCAUCACUUAUCAACGCUCGGACGGUGGGGUGCGGACGAAGCACUAUUCGCCCGACGCCGUCAAAGGCGACAAAUACCUGCGCGAGCUGGGUUCCUCCCUCGGCGACCAUAACCACGUCACGAGGUCAAUCUCACCCCCAGCACUACAACAAGCUCCUCCCCCUUCCCAACUUCCGGUAAUCCUCGCUGUGGGGGCGACACCCUCUCCGGCACCCCCACUCCGCUGCCCCUCAAAUUCAAAUGGGGACGCCACCCAGCAAAAAUCCUGAUUUUGUUACCUUUCCCUGAAAACUUGUGAUAUUCAGAGACCAACUUUUAAAAAAACUUCCUAUUUUAACUAUUUUUUAAAUGCGUAGAUUUAUUGUUAUUGCAAAAAAUGAGAGAAAGUGAAAUAUAUAUUCUUUGUUACUAGCAG
Molecule: messenger RNA, 1547 nt
Organism: Folsomia candida
Lineage: Eukaryota; Metazoa; Arthropoda; Collembola; Entomobryomorpha; Isotomidae
Product: WW domain-binding protein 11
Exons: 5
Coding region: 259-1401 (380 amino acids)
Source: RefSeq, a predicted model, not a curated record